GAACAUGCCAUAUUACCAUGCCAUUUCACGGAGCGGCUUGGUUUUGUCGCAAGUCGUCCGGGAAUUCCUUGGGUGAAUAUUGAAGUUUUAUAGUCAUUUAUAAUUCGGUUAUUGGUUAUUAGUACAUGCGUGGUUUUAUUUGUUGAUAUUCACUGGUAAGCCUCUCGGUUAGAAUUCAAUUCCCACGAUGCGAAGGAAAGGGAUGGGUCUCGUGGACACUGCAGGUUACUUGACAUAAAUUUCCGACGCAAAUCGUCUCAUCCACUUCAUGCACACAUGACAAAUAUCUUGCGUUCUACCGCAAAUAAGCCGUCAGAAUUCUACGCUUCAGAACAGAAUCGUUCUCGCAAGGGAUGCUUGAUUCCCAGCCCCGUGAGGAAAGAGUGCAAUGCGCCUAGAACAUGGUUACGGCGCGACAGGAGGGCACAGUUAGAGUAGAAAUAAACACACAUGCCAAACUGCAACGAGCUGUCAGGCAUGGCAACAUCCCCAGCAUAAAGAAAUACGUCACUAGUAUAGCGGACAUCAACUUUAAAUCAAAUGGAAUGGCCCUCAUACAUAUCGCAUCACGACACGGGAAUCUUGACACGGUACGGUAUUUGCUGACUCUUGGCGCAGAUGUCAACACAGUGGAUAGUGAUGGGUACUCCCCGUUGCACUGGGCCAGCAAAGGGGGACAUACCGACGUUAUGGAAGCGUUACUUAGAAAUGGGAGUAACCCUAAUGCUCGUUCCAAAGACGGGACGAAGCCACUGCACCUAGCUGCAGUCUCAGGAAGCGAGAAAGCAGUCGAUCUUUUGAUAAAUAGCGGAGCUGAUGGCAACGCCUUGGAUAAGAAUGGACGCAACGCGCUGUUCCUAGCAAGCGAGGCUGGUCACGUGCCGGUGAUUGACGUACUUAUUCAGUAUGGGUUCAAGGAGCAGGUUUGCCUUAAUGAUGGCAACACCCCUGUACAUACUGCAGCCAUGCACGGACACUCAGACGCCGUCACUUUUCUAAUCAAGCAGGGCGCAAACAAAAAUGCCGUGGACAAAGACGGAUGGAAUGCGCUUCACUCGGCGUGCCAGCGUGGUCAAGUUGGCGUGAUCGAGACCCUCCUGGUCAGCGGCCUGGAGGCAGACUCAAGAAUCAAGGGGGGGUGCACCCCUGUCAUGAUCGCUGGUUGUCAUGGUUAUCCAGAAGCCGUAGACUAUCUUGUUUCUAAAGGAGCAGACGUGCGUUCAUCGGAUGAGUUUGGGUGGACUACCCUGCACUUUGCUGCCCUCGGCGGACAUAUCCCCAUUAUACGGAUGCUUUUGAAGCUUUCUGUGGACAUCAAUGAGCAGACAAGGCGUGGCUCCACUGCACUCCAUAUAGCCGCUAGCCACGGACACCCAGAAGUCAUCAGCUAUCUACUUAGGAAGGGAGCCGACGCCACCAUUGCAGAUAAGGAAGGUUGGACUGUGCUACACUACGCUUGCCACGGUGGGAGACUCUCAGUGGACGUGCUGAAGACUUUGGUCAAGAAAGGCGUUAAAGUUGACGCGGCUUCCAAGUCGGGAAUCACGCCACUUCACAUCGCCGCACGACACGGACAUCAACAAGUGCUAGAAUUUUUACUCAACGAAGGCGGGAAUUUUCAAGCUGAAGACAGCAGGGGAUGGAGCGCUCUUCACCAUGCCUGCAAAGGAGGCCAUAGUAAUAUCAUCGAGGUAUUGUUUCAUAAAGGUUUAGACAUCAAUGUGCGGACGGAUUCUGGACUUACCCCUGUAUCUAUUGCCGCACUGCGCGGCUUUGCAAACGUCUUGGAUUUUCUCAUCCCUCGAGGAGGUGACCUCCAUGUGAGUGACAACAAUGGUAUGACAGCGCUUCACUACGCUAGCCAGAGCGGCGAGAAUAAAGUGAUAGAGAUUCUCCUUGGACACGGUAUGGAAGUGAAUGCUCCGACUGACAAGGGCCUGUCUCCUCUUCACUUUGCAGCUUUGGGCGGGGCGGCGGAUACGGUGCAGUUUUUGGUGUCUAAUGGCGGCGAUGUCAACUUGCUGGACGAGAAUGGUUGGAAUUGUAUGCACUUUGCUAGUCAGGCGGGCAGCACGGAGGUAAUUAAGGAGCUAUGUAAACUUGAAAUGGACCCGUGCUGUCCAACACGUGAUGGGUUGACGCCCUUGCAUUUAGCAGUCACGAGUAACCAGUUAGAGACUGUCAGACUUCUCAUGUCAAAAGGCGCAGAUGAGUACACUAAGACCAGACAAGGAUUCAACGCUUUACACUUGGCGGCAGAAUAUGGCUUUGUGCCUAUCAUGGAGCUUUUCCUGGAGCUCGGGGUUGACACUAACUCACAAACAAACGAUGGCUGCACUGCAUUACACAUCGUUGCACAAGGCGGUCACGCUAGUGCUGUCACGCCACUCGUGUCACGCGGAGCAGACAUGCUUCAGGAAAACCCUGAUAAGUUAAAUGCCCUUCAUAUAGCUUGCUUAGCAGGACACAGAAACGUCGUCGAGGCCUUAAUGCGGCAUGGAGUCGCUACAGACGUCCGAAGCACAACUGGUCUAACACCUCUCCACUAUGCAGCCAAAGGUGGCCACGCCGACAUCGUGGAGUAUCUUGUCGAGCGUGGCGCCAGCGUCAACACAACAGAGGCUAAAGGAUGGAACCCAUUGCAUUAUGCCUGUCAAGACGGUAAGGUUGAUACCGUGAAGAAACUAGUAGAACUGGGUGCACCGCCGAAUUGCCCUACAAGCGAAGGAUCUGUGCCCCUACACAUCGCCUCCCAGCAUCGACACUCGGAUGUCAUUGAUUACUUGAUCGAGAAGGGCGCGGAUAAACACGCAGUCGAUAAGAAAGGCUGGAACGCGCUGCACUACUCGGCUAAGGAUGGGGGCAUCAAGGAAGCAGAGACUUUACUUAACCACGGUGUGGACAUCAUCGUGAAGAGAACCUAUGACGGAGACACGGCCAUCGCUAUUGCUGAGAAAGAAGGAAACAAAGACAUGCAGCAAUAUCUUAAUGGACUGCUGUUCAAGCACUUUGGAAUAAACGCAGAGGAGGAUUCAGCUAAGCAAGGUGCAUAUUGUGCUAUUAUGUAGAGCAGAUGGACAUAUCAACGGACGAGCGGUGAAAAACAACUCAAUUCACUGAAAUACGCAUGCGUAAUGGCGGAAGCCCGCAUGAGCCUGCGAUCAACAGCUGUGGCACCCCAUGAGCCCCACGCAACCUCACUAUUCCUAACACCCUUAGUCACAUCCUCGCAUUGCAGAAUAGGAAACCGUUAUUAUUAACUUGGCUUAUAAGACCACCUAGGAAAGAUUUUAUUUAUUAUUCCAAAUUAUGAUAGCAGAGACCAUAUUGACUUAUUCAAAUUGUGUAAACGUUUAUUGGACUAGAUAUUCGCAAUUUUUGGUAAUUCCGAUAUGAUUUGUAUAAUUACAUAGCAAGUACAAGUACAAAUAGUCAAAUGUUACACAAUA
Nematostella vectensis (starlet sea anemone) is the source of this 3449-nucleotide messenger RNA. Its product is annotated as ankyrin-1. Lineage: Eukaryota; Metazoa; Cnidaria; Anthozoa; Actiniaria; Edwardsiidae. Gene Ontology annotation, molecular function: protein binding. Bases 402 to 3068 code for a protein of 888 amino acids. The transcript is spliced from 3 exons. The record is from RefSeq and is a predicted model, not a curated record.